GCGCGCCGCGCCGGGCGGUCCAGGCAGAGCCCGCCCACCGCGAGAGCCCAUUGGCUACUGGGCGGGGCCGGCGCCGCCGCGCCGCGGUGGAAGCACGUGCUCGGGGCCGGCCGCGAGCGCAACUAUGGCGUCGUCGCUGUGGGGAGGCGACGCAGGGGCGGCGAGGAGCGAGCGGCUGAGCAGCCACUUUUCAAACCCCAUCCACCCCCGGAAGAACCUUUGGGGUAUUAAGAGUACUGCAGUCCCAAACGUAGAUGGUUCUAUUAAUAACACUGAAAAAGAGGAUGAAGAAGAUGUAGUGGAUUUGGCAGCUAAUUCACUUUUAAACAAGUUAAUCCGUCAGUCCUUGGUAGAAUCCAGUCACCGAGUGGAAGUUUUACAGAAGGAUCCCAGCUCCCCACUUUACUCAGUGAAAACAUUUGAAGAGCUGCGGCUAAAGGAAGAGUUACUAAAAGGAAUCUAUGCAAUGGGAUUUAAUAGGCCAUCCAAAAUCCAAGAGAUGGCUCUCCCUAUGAUGCUGGCACAUCCACCCCAGAACCUCAUAGCACAGAGCCAGUCUGGAACAGGAAAAACAGCUGCCUUUGUCUUGGCAAUGUUAAGCAGAGUUAAUGUCUUGGAAUUGUUCCCACAGUGCCUCUGCCUGGCUCCUACGUAUGAACUGGCUCUGCAAACUGGCCGUGUGGUUGAGCGGAUGGGAAAAUUCUGUGUGGACGUCCAAGUGAUGUAUGCCAUUCGAGGGAAUCGAAUUCCUAGAGGCACUGACGUCGCCAAACAGAUCAUAAUUGGCACACCUGGAACUGUCCUAGAUUGGUGUUUCAAGCGAAAAUUGAUUGAUCUGACUAAGAUUCAUGUGUUUGUCCUGGAUGAAGCAGAUGUGAUGAUUGACACCCAGGGAUUCUCAGAUCAGAGCAUUCGCAUUCAAAGAGCUCUGCCCUCUGAAUGCCAGAUGCUCCUCUUUUCAGCAACCUUUGAGGACUCCGUGUGGCAGUUUGCCGAGCGAAUCAUUCCCGACCCUAACGUCAUCAAGUUACGCAAGGAGGAGCUGACCCUGAACAACAUCCGACAGUAUUACGUGUUGUGCGAGAACAGGAAAGACAAAUACCAAGCUCUGUGCAACAUUUACGGGGGCAUCACCAUCGGUCAGGCCAUCAUCUUCUGCCAGACUCGUCGAAACGCCAAGUGGUUGACCGUGGAGAUGAUGCAAGAUGGCCACCAGGUGUCUUUAUUAAGCGGGGAGCUGACCGUGGAGCAGCGAGCUUCCAUCAUUCAGAGGUUUCGGGAUGGAAAAGAGAAGGUUCUUAUCACGACCAACGUUUGUGCUCGAGGGAUUGAUGUGAAGCAGGUGACAAUUGUUGUGAACUUCGACCUCCCUGUAAACCAAGCACAGGAGCCAGACUAUGAGACCUACCUCCACCGCAUAGGGAGGACGGGACGCUUCGGGAAAAAGGGCCUCGCCUUCAACAUGAUCGAAGUGGACAAGCUGCCCCUGCUCCUGAAGAUCCAGGACCACUUCAACAGCAGUAUUAAGCAGCUUGACCCUGAAGACAUGGAUGAAAUUGAAAAGAUUGAAUAUUGAAGAAAGGACUUUAUCGUUUGUGAAAUAUCCUAGUUUAUGUGAGAAUGUUCCAAUGGGUUUUGAAGGUAAUUUUUUAUGUUGAGGCUUUUUCGACGUGAAACUGUCAGACAGAUGGCAAAAUAAAUGUCAUGGUGCCCUUAGUUUUAAGAACUGAGGUCUUUUUGAAACCAAAUUGAUGUGAAACAUGUGAUCCUUUUGAAUAAAAAAAGCAAGAUUAUUUUUU
Messenger RNA from Propithecus coquereli (Coquerel's sifaka), 1799 nucleotides. RefSeq names its product DEAD (Asp-Glu-Ala-Asp) box helicase 25 (gene DDX25). Gene Ontology annotation, biological process: poly(A)+ mRNA export from nucleus. The transcript has 12 exons. Gene Ontology annotation, molecular function: RNA helicase activity; RNA binding; ATP binding. Lineage: Eukaryota; Metazoa; Chordata; Mammalia; Primates; Indriidae. The coding region runs from base 125 to 1576 and encodes 483 amino acids. The record is from RefSeq and is a predicted model, not a curated record. Gene Ontology annotation, cellular component: cytoplasmic stress granule; nucleus.